Propithecus coquereli (Coquerel's sifaka) is the source of this 1322-nucleotide messenger RNA. RefSeq names its product TRAF family member-associated NFKB activator (gene TANK). Gene Ontology annotation, biological process: canonical NF-kappaB signal transduction. The record is from RefSeq and is a predicted model, not a curated record. NCBI's taxonomy places the organism in Eukaryota, Metazoa, Chordata, Mammalia, Primates, Indriidae.
AGAAGACAAGAGGUUUCUUCUCCUAGAAAAGAAACUUCACCAGGGAGUCUUGGCGUUCCUUUACUCCAUGAAAGGGGUAAUAUAGAGAAGACCUUCUGGGAUCUGAAGGAAGAAUUUCAUAGAAUAUGCAUGCUAGCGAAAGCACAGAAAGACCACUUAAGCAAACUUCAUAUACCAGACACUGCAACUGAAACACAGUGCUCUGUGCCUAUACAGUGUACGGAUAAAACAGAUAAACAAGAAGCGCUGUUUAAGCCUCAGGCUAAAGAUGAUAUAAAUAGAGGUACACCAUGCGUCACAUCUGUCACACCAAGAGGACUGGGUCGAGAUGAGGAAGACACCUCUUUUGAAUCACUUUCUAAAUUCAAUGUCAAGUUUCCACCUAGGGACAGUGACUCGACUUUCCUACAUAGCACUCCAGAGAGACCCGACAUCCUCAGUCCUGCCACAUCUGAGGCAAUGUGCCAAGACAGAUUUAAUAUGGAGCUCAAAGAUAAUCCAGGAAACUUUGUUAAAACAGAAGAAACUUUAUUUGAAAUUCAGGGAAUUGAUCCCAUAGCUUCAGCUAUACAAAACCUUAAAACAACUGACAAAACAAAACCCUCAAAUUUUGUAAACACUUGUAUCAGGACAACUCUGGAUAGAGCUGCGUGUUUAUCACCUGGAGACCAUAAUGCAUUAUAUGUAAAUACAUUCCCACUUCUGGACCCGCCUGAUGCACCUUUUCCCUCACUUGAUUCCCCAGGAAAAGCUAUCCGAGGACCGCAGCAGCCCAUUUGGAAGCCCUUUCCUAAUCAAGGCAGUGACUUACUGGAACUAAGUGGCACAGACUCAGAACUGCAUAUACCUCGAGUAUGUGAAUUGUCAAGCAGUUUUCCCACCAUCUAUUACAUCCAGGGGGGAUUUCCUGAGGCAUCUUAAUUCACACUUUAAUGGGGAGACUUAAGACACAUUUGAAAUCAGACAUAUCAAGUCCUAUGCAAUAAUUUUGGGUUUGUAAUACUAUAACUACUUGAUUAUGAACUAAAUUCAAGAUCAUUCAUAGGAAAAUCUCUUUUCACAGCUAUUUGAAAUUUUUUCUAAACUUCUUUUAUAACUUUAAUUAUCUUUUAAAAGAUCAUUCUGUACAAAACUGUAGCUCAUUGUAUUCAUGUUUACAGUGUUAUCACCAGAAUUCAAAAUUAUGUAUGUGACUUAGAGUUAUAUAAUCAUAAUUUAUGUUCGUUUCAAAUAUCUAAGCUUGUUACUUGGAUUUCUAGUGAGAUGUAUUGACUUUGGUUAUGUCAAAUGUUUAUACGGUUUUUUCAUUUGUUUUCAUUGAA